This is a messenger RNA of Physella acuta, 1109 nucleotides long. Its product is annotated as caveolin-1. Gene Ontology annotation, biological process: caveola assembly. The record is from RefSeq and is a predicted model, not a curated record. Gene Ontology annotation, molecular function: molecular adaptor activity. Lineage: Eukaryota; Metazoa; Mollusca; Gastropoda; Physidae. Gene Ontology annotation, cellular component: caveola.
CAGCCUUCAUGUAAGAAGGUGAGAGGUCACACCUACGUCAUCACUGCCGGCACUAUAGUUACAUUUAUGCUGGUCAACGUCUAGUGACGGUUCAGUCUGACUUGAGCAGUUGGAGGUGAUCCAUCCAGUUGUCUACACACUCUCACCAGUCCAGCACCUGACAAGAUGGGCAAGGAAAUCGACUUUGUCAACAGGGACCCCAACGGUCUUAACGACCACGUCAGAGUUUUGUUCGAUGAAGUUCUGGGCGAGCCUGACGGUGCUCACUCCAUCAACUGCUUGUGGAGCUGUGCCUACAAAUGCUUCAACUGCUGGAAGGGCUGUUGCUACAAAACCUUGACCCUGAUCUGUGGUAUCCCGCUUGCCAUCUGCUGGGGAUGUGAGUUCGCCUACAUCACCUUCUGGCACGUGUGGUACAUCACCCCCUGUAUGAGGGCCUACAUGAUCAACUGCGGCUGCAUGCAGAAGUUCUACGGCACUUGUCUACAAUGUUACCUUCAGCCCCUUUGUGAAGCCUACAGCUUCUUGUUUAGCAACAUCCGGGUAACCAACUAUUCGGGAUAAUCCAGGCGUGUGAAGAACAAAACCAACUUAAAACAAGAGUGGCUGCACUAGCCUGGAGAGUUAGUUUAGUGUGGAAGAGGCUACAAAAAUAUUUUUGAAAAACCUGAAAAUGAAAUCAAAAGGAAACGUUUUUAUAGUUUAAAAAUCUAUUUGGAGAAUUUAAAAAAAAAACUUUUUUCAAGACAUUUCGAACAAUUUGAAACGGGUCUUCCGCACAUAUCUACAGCUUGAAACUUUCUGUGAUAUUAUUUAUUUUAACAUCUAAAAAUAUUUUCAAGUUUCUUGGGGAUAAAAUGAUUUAUUGUAUUUGCUCAAAAAUAUUAAUUUUUAUUUAUUUGAUUUUUAAUUAGUACAGUAUGUGUUUUAAUUGCUAAAUUUAUUGGAUAAUUGACUUAUGAAAAGUUAAAUUUACAAAAGCUACUGUAAAACAAUGAGAUACCAGCUUACAUCUUAAUGUAAGAGAAAAUUCGUAGUGUACAUAGCUUUGUUCAUUGUUGCUGAACUUUAAACCUCCACAACAUUCCAAUAAAUUUUAUAUUAUUUUU